AUGAAUUUACACUUUUACAGAAAAUAUAAAAACGAAAAAAGGAAAGUGAUUUGGCAAAAACAUAUUUAUAAGGCUAUUUAUAAGGUGAGGGUGAUAUCAGGAUAUGCUCCGCAACAAAGUAGGAAGGAAGAGGAGAAGGAUAGGUUUUAUGAUGAUGUUUCUGACGAGAUUGGGCAAGCGGGGUUGAAUGAGUUUGUGGUGUUGUUGGGUGAUUUGAAUGGUCAUGUGGGGGCGGAUGCAGACGGAUAUGAAGGUGUACAUGGGGGAUGGGGAUAUGGUAUACGGAAUGAGGAAGGGCGUAGAGUGUUGGAGUUAGCGGAUGCACAUAGCAUGGUGGUAGGGAACACUUGGUUCACAAGGGAACCAGCGCGAUUGAUUACUUAUAGGUCAGUGGAACAUAGAUCGAUGAUAGACUAUAUAUUGGUAAGGGCCAAACAUAGGAAGUAUGUGAAGAAUGUGAAGACGAUACCUGGUAUGUUGCAGCAUAGUAUGGUUGUGAUGGAUGUGACAUCAAAAGAAAUGGGGAGGAGGAAGAAGGAUAAAUGUCACACUUCCAACGUAAAUAUUAUCUCUAGAAUUGACAUUUUUAGUCAUCCAAACGCUGAUGGUACUUGCUUCUAUACAGUCAUUUCCAAGUCAAACAUCACUUCUCAGCUCGACAACUUAAGUGCAUGUACACAAUUGUGCAUAUCCUGGCAGUUUGAUACUCAAAAGAUUAUUAACGUGAAGAUUAUAAAAACACCAGACGAAGAUGUAGAUAAAAAAUCUAAUGAUGUGAAAAAUUUUUUUCUUGGAUUCAUUUUAAAAGAACAAUUAACUUGUGAAAAAUUAGAGAAAUUAUUAAAAACACCAGACGAAGAUGUAGAUAAAAAAUCUAAUGAUGUGAAAAAUUUUUUUCUUGGAUUCAUUUUAAAAGAACAAUUAACUUGUGAAAAAUUAGAGAAAGCAAAUUUUAAAGAAUUUAAAGCUACAAAGAGUGAAAUUUAA
Molecule: messenger RNA, 987 nt
Organism: Helobdella robusta
Lineage: Eukaryota; Metazoa; Annelida; Clitellata; Rhynchobdellida; Glossiphoniidae
Exons: 4
Coding region: 1-987 (328 amino acids)
Biological process (GO): chromatin remodeling
Cellular component (GO): nucleus
Source: RefSeq, a predicted model, not a curated record